AUGUCAGAAAUCUUGUCAAGAGCAUGGAGUGUUUCACACCGAGUGGAGAUAUGGCUCCUGAUCCUGCUGGCUUAUUUACUCCAAAGAAAUGUGAACUCGGGACAUAUGCCAACAAAAGCUGCGGACCCGGAAGCGUUCAUGAAUGUUAGCGAAAUCAUCAAACACAAGGGUUAUCCCAGUGAGGAAUAUGAAGUUGCAACUGAAGAUGGAUACAUCCUUUCUGUGAACAGAAUCCCUCAAGGACUGACUCAAUUAAAAAAGGAAGGGUCCAGGCCAGUGGUACUACUGCAGCAUGGCCUUCUUGGGGAUGCUAGCAACUGGAUUUCCAACCUGCCCAACAACAGCCUGGGCUUCAUUCUGGCUGACGCUGGCUUUGAUGUGUGGAUGGGAAACAGCAGAGGAAAUACCUGGUCUCGGAAACACAAGACUCUCUCCAUAGACCAAGAUGAGUUCUGGGCUUUCAGUUAUGAUGAAAUGGCUAGGUUUGACCUUCCCGCUGUGAUAAACUUUAUCUUACAGAAAACAGGCCAGAAAAAGAUCUAUUAUGUCGGCUAUUCACAGGGCACCACCAUGGGCUUUAUUGCAUUUUCCACGAUGCCAGAGCUAGCUCAUAAAAUAAAAAUGUAUUUUGCCUUAGCCCCUAUAGCCACUGUUAAAUAUGCAAGAAGUCCUGGUACCAAAUUUUUGCUGCUGCCAGAUAUGAUGAUAAAGGGGUUGUUUGGCAGACAGGAAUUUUUAUAUCAGACUAGAUUUUUCAGACAGCUUUUCAUUUACCUUUGUGGCCAGAUGAUUCUUGACCAGAUCUGCAGCAACAUCAUAUUACUUCUGGGGGGAUUUAACACGAACAACAUGAACAUGAGCCGAGCAAACGUGUAUGUCGCCCACACACCUGCCGGAACAUCUGUACAGAAUAUUCUCCACUGGAGCCAGGCAGUGAAUUCUGGUGAACUUCGUGCCUUUGACUGGGGAAGUGAGACCAAAAACCUGGAGAAAUGCAAUCAACCAACUCCUAUAAGGUACAAAGUCCGUGAUAUGACGGUGCCCACAGCAAUGUGGACUGGAGGUCAAGACUGGCUUUCAAAUCCAGAUGAUGUAAAGACCCUGCUUUCUGAAGUGAGCAACCUCAUCUACCACAAGAACAUCCCUGAGUGGGCUCACGUGGAUUUCAUCUGGGGUCUGGAUGCCCCUCACCGAGUGUACAAUGAAAUCAUACACCUGAUGAAGCUGGAGCCCAACCUUUCCCAGGGAACCUGCAAGGUCACAUUGUGA
This is a messenger RNA of Cricetulus griseus (Chinese hamster), 1269 nucleotides long. The record is from RefSeq and is a predicted model, not a curated record. NCBI's taxonomy places the organism in Eukaryota, Metazoa, Chordata, Mammalia, Rodentia, Cricetidae.